Microstroma glucosiphilum is the source of this 1333-nucleotide messenger RNA. RefSeq names its product transcription factor Tfb4. The transcript has 3 exons. Gene Ontology annotation, cellular component: transcription factor TFIIH core complex; transcription factor TFIIH holo complex. Gene Ontology annotation, biological process: regulation of DNA-templated transcription; nucleotide-excision repair. Bases 54 to 1211 code for a protein of 385 amino acids. NCBI's taxonomy places the organism in Eukaryota, Fungi, Basidiomycota, Exobasidiomycetes, Microstromatales, Microstromataceae. The record is from RefSeq and is a predicted model, not a curated record.
CAAGGACCUUCUCGCCUUUGGUAUUGUCAACGCUGCGGAAGCUGUCAGUCACCAUGACCUCGUCCUCCUCUGCCCUCAAAUCGACUUCCUCCAGCGGCAACAGCUCCUCCUUUCUUACACUCAUAUUGGACCUCAACCCUGCUUCGUGGGGAUUCGCAUCUACCUCGUCUGCGACUGCCUCAGCGCCCUCGUCCUCAUCCUCAUUCUCGCCCAUCUCCUCGCUUCUCCCUGUGCUCCUCGUAUUUCUCAACUCCCACUUGGCUCUAUCGCAUACCAACGGACUCGCAGUUUACGCCGCGUCCACUCAUGGCGUAGCCAGACUACUCUACUCCACUUCUUCGCACUCGCACACCUCGACACUCGUGGCACAGCGCGGGGCCAGGAGGAGCAGGGGAGCCGAUGAGGCUAGCACCUAUCAGCACUUUGGCAACGUGAGCAAAGCCGUCAUUGCUGGUGUGACGGCGACGAUUGAGGAGAUCAAGGCGAAGACUAGCUUGGAUCUCGACGAUGAGGAGGAGGAAGAGGAGGAGACGGCGCUGGUGAAAGUGCUGGGGAUGGCUCUCAGUCAUAUGAACCGUCUAGCACCUUCGCAGCCAGCAUCAGCCUCUUCCAACUCCAGCUCCAAUCCUUUGCCGCCCUCGCGCUCUACCGAGCUCUCCUCAUCCUCCAACGCCGUUGGCUCUUCUUUGACGACGUCCAGCAUGAACUCGCGCAUCCUAAUCCUCUCCCUUACACCCUCAGCCUCCAACGCGUACAUCGGCUUGAUGAACUGCAUCUUUGCAGCACAACGACGCGAGAUCCCGAUCGAUGUGCUGAAGAUUGCUAGGGACGAUACAGUCUUUCUGCAGCAAGCAGCUAAUCUCACCGGAGGAAUCUAUUUCAGGCUAGCCAGCCCUAUCAGAGAGGGUGACGCUGCAGCUUCCAACGAGGAAGGUCCUCAUCCACAGCAGCUCCUCCAGUUGCUUCUGUCGACGUUUCUCCCACCUCCGAAUCUAAGGAGACUGCUCCAUCUACCCACACUCGACGAGGUCGACUUUAGAGCGAGCUGCUUCUGCCACGGAGAAAUUGUAGACGUAGGAUACGUCUGUGGAGUCUGUCUCUCUAUCUUCUGCCGACCACCCUCAAAAUGCUUCAUUUGCAAUUCUGACUUCCCCAAAAACACGCUCAAGAGAUUCGAACAGGACUUGACUGCUCCCAGUGGGAACAGCUGAGGAAGCGCCGGAGGAAGACAGAGAGGUUGAAAGGAUGAAGGGAGCAGACUGCAUGGGUGCGGUGUAGCAGUCUUUUCUUUGUAAUCAUAUGUACUAUAGCAAAAUACAAUAUUUCCCAUGUA